Molecule: messenger RNA, 237 nt
Organism: Rodentolepis nana
Lineage: Eukaryota; Metazoa; Platyhelminthes; Cestoda; Cyclophyllidea; Hymenolepididae
Source: the annotation of a GenBank genome assembly
AUGGCUCUAGUCUACGUUCACUUCGAAUUUAGAGAAGCAAGCCAACUAGAACCAAUUAAGGAAAUCGUUAAUCGGUAUAUUACUGAGAAGAAGCUACUCUUGGAAAGACCGAACAGCGUGGAUUCCUAUGCGCCUUUAGAGCGAUGCCUGGUGUCAGUUGAUACCGAUUAUGUGGAUGAAUUUAUCAAAGAACUCGAACAACAUCCAAUUAUUGCAGUUAAAAAGCAUGGAAACUAA